AUGGAGAAAGCCGUCCGUACGGAUCGUGUACCUGCGCACACGUUGCUGCACGAGCGCAGCGCGUCGCGGAGGUUCGGUGCGAUCAUGAGCCUGCAGUUCCUCACGGCAGCUUCGUUCGGCUUUAUGAGUCCCAUUAUCUCGCUCGUUAUGACGGAAUACUUUGCCAGGUUGCACCGAGAUGGAAUGCCAAUUGACUGUGGCGCUCAUUCUCGCAACGAGGCGUGUAUCAAAGGAUCGCAAGAGGCGGCCUGGUUGUCAAGUCUCUUCUCGGCUUCAGGAUCGGUGGCGAAUUUCAUACUCGCCCCAGUGCUUGGUCAAGCUUCCGAUGUCUAUGGACGCAAGCCGUUUCUCGUGCUGAGCCAGUUUGCCAGGGUCGGCACACCGUUCUUGGUCAUGUACAUGAUGCACCCGGCAGGCUCUAUUGCUCCAUACUUUGCGCUGAGGCUGAUCGAUUAUGGCUUCGGAACUGCGGGUGUCCUCAGCGCCGCUGUUGCCGAUGUUGUCGCGUCUGAGAAUCGUGCGGCAGCUUUUGGCGUUCUUUUUGCAAGCCAGUCCGUUGGCUACUGUGCCAGUGCCUUUGUCGCGUCGCUCUUCUCCCGAGAGCACAUUUUGCAGAUAACGGCUGCUCUGUUCGUGUCGCGAGUGCUCUGGGCAAUGAUUGUUCUGCCCGAGACACUGCCUACCCGAGCCCGUACGAGCAAAAUACGAUGGGUCCUGGAGAGUCCCGUCAGCUCGAUGUCGAUCCUCUUUCGGAACAAGCUGUUUAUGCGGUUGACGUGCCUGAUUGCGCUCACAAGCUUCGUGUCGAACGGGAUUACCCAGAUCCAGCCGUUCUACCUGAACAGUAUCGUGGGAUUUGACGUCAAGGAUUUCGGGAUCAUGCGACUUCUUGGAGGUGGAUUAGCUUUGGUGGGACAAGGCUUGUUGCUCCGGCCCCUGGUAAGUUGUUGCAAGGAGAAAGGUGUGAUCAUCAUCGCGAUGAUCGCCACGUCGGUGAACAUGGCUGGCUUUGCUGGGACUGCAUUCUACCCACACAAAUGGGCCAUCUACGUUUCGUGCAUGCCUGGUCUUCUCAGCGACCUGUCGUUCCCGGCCAUUGCAGCUCUCAAGUCGAUCAACGUAUCCGACAAGGAGCAAGGACGGUUGCAAGGCGCGAUCUACGGUGCGCGGUCGGUCUUUGCUGCACUUGGACCUGUCAUUUUCUCGACGUUGUAUGCUGCUAUGAACCGGCAGUCGCGCUGGACUGAGGCGCUCCCGUACGUGGUGGCUGCAUCCAUCUACUUUCUCGGGAUCGGAGUGGCCCUGUCAUUACCUGUCGGCAAGCCUGCUGCAUCCAAGAAAGCCCCUGCGAUGCCUGACGCUUUGCCGUCGCCGACACGUGCUGAUUCUCUGUCCUCUUCCUCCGUCUACUUCGAGACUGACGACGACGAGGCGGAUGAAGGCGAACUCGGUGCAAGUCAUACGGAUGUGGACGGUGACGAAGACUCCCUAGCAGAGCCACUACUCGGAAGCAGAUCCAGUCCAGCUGAAGUGUAA
Hyaloperonospora brassicae is the source of this 1536-nucleotide messenger RNA. Lineage: Eukaryota; Oomycota; Peronosporomycetes; Peronosporales; Peronosporaceae. The record is from the annotation of a GenBank genome assembly.